ACUAUGACAUGCGACAUGAAUUUGUUUUCCUUGUGUUGCUGGAAUAGCACUAUGCCCAACCUAAGUCCUGAAAACCAGUACAUGAACACGAAUGGUGCUACGAAUUCGGAAAAGGUCGCAAUCUUAGACGCUGGUGCACAAUAUGGCAAGGUGAUUGAUCGAAAUGUUCGAGAAUUGUCCGUUGAAAGCGACAUCCUACCCCUGGACACGCCAGCAUUCAACAUCAAAGAAGCCGGAUACAGAGCGAUCAUAAUAUCCGGAGGUCCAAACUCGGUCUAUGCUGAGGACGCACCGCGAUACGAUGCUGACAUAUUUAGGAUAGGUUUGCCAGUCUUAGGUAUUUGUUAUGGAAUGCAAAUGAUGAACAAAGAAUUUGGAGGCACUGUAGUACGAAAGGAUAACAGAGAAGAUGGUCAAGUUAAUAUAGAAGUAGAUAAUAAAUGCCUAUUGUUUAAAGGAAUGAACAAGACACAAACAGUCCUCUUGACUCACGGCGACACGAUAGAUAAAAUAGCGGACAAUUUCAAGUCGAUCGCGCAAAACGGAUCAUUCUGUGUUGGAAUUUACAACGAGAAGCUCCGGCUGUAUGGACUGCAGUUCCAUCCGGAAGUCGACCUUACCGCCAAUGGAAAGACAAUGUUAAAGAACUUCCUUUUCGACGUGGUCAGUCUAACUGGAAACUUCACGAUGAACGGUCGCGAACACGAUUGUCUUCGGUAUAUCAAGGAAGCUGUCGGGUCGAGCAAAGUCCUCGUACUGGUCAGUGGCGGUGUCGACAGCGCAGUAUGUGCAGCUCUUUUACACAAAGCGCUUCAGCCGGACCAGGUAAUUGCAAUUCAUAUAGAUAAUGGAUUCAUGCGCAAACUGGAGAGUGUCAAAGUGGCAAUGUCUCUCCGCAAAAUAGGACUCGAUUUGAAAGUGAUAAAUGCAACCCCUGCGUUUUACGAAGGAACAACGGUUGUGCCGAUAGACAAGCACGAGCUCAACUCUCGCACUCGCAUCACAAAGAUGCUCUGCCAGACAGCUGAUCCUGAAGAAAAGCGAAAAAUUAUAGGUGACGUUUUUGUUCGCAUCACGACCGAAAUUGUGGCCGAACUCAAAUUGAAACCCGAGGACGUUUUACUUGCCCAGGGAACAUUGCGACCCGAUCUUAUCGAAUCCGCAUCCUGUCUUGCAUCGAGCAAAGCUGACGUGAUAAAAACGCACCAUAAUGACUCGGAACUAAUAAGGAAAUUGAGGGAGGAUGGGCGUGUAAUCGAACCACUAAAGGACUUUCAUAAGGAUGAGGUCAGACAAAUAGGUAAAGAUCUAGGAUUGCCUCAUGAGAUUGUGAUGAGGCAUCCGUUCCCUGGUCCUGGGUUAGCCAUCAGGGUGUUGUGUGGCGAGGAACCGUACAUGGAACGGGAUUUUUCAGAGACACAGGUUCUUGUCAAAAUCAUAGUCGAAUUCGACCAAAUGUUACAAAAAAAACACGCUUUGCUUAACAGGGUGGAGGGAGUCGUGACAACAGAAGAAGAAAGACUGACGUUACGUCGAAUAUCAAGCAAACAGAAGCUGGCAGCAACAUUGUUACCCAUUCGUAGUGUAGGGGUGCAGGGUGACUGUCGCUCUUAUAGUUAUGUGGUUGGCAUAAGUAGCGAACAUGAGCCCGAUUGGGAUGAUUUGUUUUUCCUCGCCCGUCUCAUACCCCGCAUAUGUCAUAACGUCAACAGGGUGUGUUAUAUAUUCGGGGGCCUCGUCAAAGAGUGCAUACCCGACCUGACACCCACGUACCUAACAAGCAUCGUUCUAAGCACUCUUCGACAAGUCGACGAUAUCGCGAUGGGGAUCCUUCAGAGUAGUGGUUCGAUGAUGUCAGUGAGCCAAAUGCCUGUGAUUCUUCUUCCCAUUCAUUUUGAUCGAGAUCAAGCUUUAAGAAUACCUUCGUGUCAGAGGUCAGUUGUGCUCCGACCGUUUUGUACUCGUGAUUUUAUGACCGGUGUGCCUGCCAUACCAGGAAAACAAAUACCUUUAGAAGUCCUUCAAAAGAUUGUAACGGAGCUGCUGCAAGUGCCAGGUAUUUCGCGAGUGUUGUACGAUCUGACAUCAAAACCACCGGGCACGACAGAGUGGGAAUGAUAAUGACAACAACGACGAAAAUAAUAUAAAAUGAUAAUGAUUUAAAAAAAAGAGUAAUAAAAUCAAAUUAAUACGGCAAUGACAAACAGGCAUACAUACAAAUAAUACAACCAAUUACCAGACAAACGUGUACAA
This is a messenger RNA of Agrilus planipennis (emerald ash borer), 2253 nucleotides long. It is a transcript of the gene bur, whose product is annotated as GMP synthase [glutamine-hydrolyzing]. The transcript has 9 exons. The coding region runs from base 4 to 2118 and encodes 704 amino acids. Gene Ontology annotation, cellular component: cytosol. The record is from RefSeq and is a predicted model, not a curated record. Gene Ontology annotation, molecular function: GMP synthase activity; GMP synthase (glutamine-hydrolyzing) activity; ATP binding. NCBI's taxonomy places the organism in Eukaryota, Metazoa, Arthropoda, Insecta, Coleoptera, Buprestidae. Gene Ontology annotation, biological process: GMP biosynthetic process.